Messenger RNA from Procambarus clarkii (red swamp crayfish), 403 nucleotides. The record is from RefSeq and is a predicted model, not a curated record. Lineage: Eukaryota; Metazoa; Arthropoda; Malacostraca; Decapoda; Cambaridae.
GAGGUGCGGCAGGUGCCGCGGCAGGAGGUGCGGCAGGUGCCGCGGCAGGAGGUGCGGCAGGUGCCGCGGCAGGAGGUGCGGCAGGUGCCGCGGCAGGAGGUGCGGCAGGUGCCGCGGCAGGAGGUGCGGCAGGUGCCGCGGCAGGAGGUGCGGCAGGUGCCGCGGCAGGAGGUGCGGCAGGUGCCGCGGCAGGAGGUGCGGCAGGUGCCGCGGCAGGAGGUGCGGCAGGUGCCGCGGCAGGAGGUGCGGCAGGUGCCGCGGCAGGAGGUGCGGCAGGUGCCGCGGCAGGAGGUGCGGCAGGUGCCGCGGCAGGAGGUGCGGCAGGUGCCGCGGCAGGAGGUGCGGCAGGUGCCGCGGCAGGAGGUGCGGCAGGUGCCGCGGCAGGAGGUGCGGCAGGUCACAG